GUUCUAUCCUGAACAUGCAUUAACAUUUGAAAAAUCGAAUUCGCCUUCGCCUGACUUUUUUUUCACCAAUACAAGCUCGAAAUUAUUCCGCAUAUUAGUUCGUUGUCGUCGGUUACAAACUACAAAGCCCGCAAAAGUGCUUUCCUCCAUCAUUUUUGGAACGGAAAAUCUCGUGUGCACCGGUUGUUCGAGGAUAUUCAAGUUUACUCCUUGAAUCCUGUAUACAUACGCUGGCGACCGUUUAUGCUCGACAAUUUGAAAUUCGCCCCAGUACAAAACCAGUAAGAAAAAGAAGAAACCGAUAGUAUUUGUGUCCUGUCUGUAUCGAAAGCAACUGAAUCGUGAAUUGGUGAGCAGACUGCGAUUCGGCCAAUAUGAGCUCCGCUAAGCCUGAUGAUAAAUCUAACGAUAUCCCGGAGAAACUUUACGAUGCAGCUACGAAGAAAACCUACAAGCGAUUGCGGUUUUUUGGGAAGGGAGGUUUCGCCAAGUGCUAUGAAAUCAUGGAUGUCGUUACAAUGGAAGUGUUCGCCGGAAAGAUCGUUUCCAAGAAGCUAAUGAUGAAACACAAUCAGAAGGAAAAAAUGACACAGGAAAUUACCAUACACCGAUCACUUAAUCACAAGAACAUUGUUGGCUUCCAUAGCUUCUUUGACGAUCCUUUGAACAUUUAUAUUGUUCUUGAGCUCUGCAAGAAACGGUCGAUGAUGGAAUUACACAAGCGGCGGAAAAUUAUCACCGAUUAUGAGUGUCGUUACUACAUUCAUCAAGUUUUAACGGGUGUAAAAUAUCUGCACGACAGAAACAUUAUUCAUCGAGACUUAAAAUUGGGUAAUCUUUUUCUCAAUGAUGAGUUGCACGUCAAAAUUGGCGAUUUUGGAUUGGCAACCAAAAUUGAGUACGAGGGAGAGCGUAAGAAGACACUGUGCGGUACGCCCAACUACAUUGCACCGGAGAUAUUGAACAAAAAAGGCCAUAGCUAUGAAGUAGAUAUUUGGUCAAUCGGUUGUGUUAUGUACACGCUUCUUGUUGGACAACCUCCGUUCGAAACGAAAAGUUUGAAAGAUACGUACACAAAAAUUAGAAAAUGCGACUAUCGUCUUCCUGCGACCCUCCGGUCCAGCGCCGCUGAGAUGAUAUGUUCUAUGUUGCAAUCGGAUCCGAUAAAACGGCCCAGUGUGACACAGUUAUUUGAUUUUGAGUUUAUCUCUUGUAGCCACAUUCCAGCUUCUCUUCCAAUUUCAUGUCUAACAAUGGCACCACGAGCCGAUCAACUUGAAUCUGCAGAUCGCGCGGGUAGGAAACCACUCGCUGAAGUUAAUGAUGAUACUCGAUUUGAAUCAUCCUUCUUGAAAAACAACCUCCAUGAUGCAAUAACUGCAUCCGGAACAAUGUCAAGACACAAUGAAGGAUAUCGCACCGAUAUUGAGAACUUGUACAAACAACUUAGCUCGUUAAUUGCAUCAAAGCCGCCGAAAUUAAUGGCAAACUUAGACGACGAAAACACUGACCCAGCAGUACAACCACUUUUUUGGGUUUCGAAAUGGGUAGAUUACAGCGAUAAGUACGGGUUUGGGUACCAGCUCUGCGACGAAGGUAUGGGAGUAAUGUUCAAUGAUACCACCAAACUGAUCAUGCUUGCCAAUGGAUUAAACGUUCAUUUCAUCGACAAAGAGGGUGUAGAGACAUACAUGGAUGUUAACAACUAUCCGCCUCAGAUGGAGAAAAAAAUGAAACUUUUGUCCUAUUUCAAACGCUAUAUGACAGAGCAUUUAGUAAAAGCCGGUGCUGGUGCCGUAAACAUUGAAAGUGAUCAGAUAUCGCGUAUACCUCAUUUGCACACUUGGUUCCGAACAAUGUGUGCAGUGGUAAUGCAUCUGACUAAUGGUACCGUGCAGCUCAAUUUCUCUGAUCACCAGAAAAUCAUUCUGUGUCCCCUCAUGCGUGCCGUCACACUUAUGGACAACAACAAGAAUUUUCGAACAUAUCGCAUCUCCACCAUCCAGGAACAAGGGUGCUCAAGCGAUCUGUACCAAAAAAUACGAUAUGCACAUGAAAAACUAAAGAAACUGCUAGAGAAACUUACGUAGAUAGAAGCAACUUACAUACACACUGAUAGAUUUAGAUUUUAAACCAGUAAAACAAUCCAAUGAGCAGUUUCCAUUCCAAUGUCUGUCUCAGAUUCAAUGAAUACUUCGAUUUAUGUGGUGCAAUUUUGCGCACAGCAUUUCUGUUAG
Messenger RNA from Wyeomyia smithii (pitcher-plant mosquito), 2237 nucleotides. RefSeq names its product serine/threonine-protein kinase polo (gene polo). Gene Ontology annotation, biological process: regulation of cytokinesis; mitotic cell cycle; protein phosphorylation. Gene Ontology annotation, cellular component: cytoplasm; nucleus; centrosome. Gene Ontology annotation, molecular function: ATP binding; protein serine/threonine kinase activity; protein binding. Bases 375 to 2090 code for a protein of 571 amino acids. The transcript has 8 exons. NCBI's taxonomy places the organism in Eukaryota, Metazoa, Arthropoda, Insecta, Diptera, Culicidae. The record is from RefSeq and is a predicted model, not a curated record.